AUGGGAGACCUUUUUUCCUUAUUUUGGGAGGUAGAUCCUCCCCCCAUACCUUUAAGUUUUACCAUUCCUAAUCAGGAUUAUGAAUGCCGGAAGGAUGACUCUUGUGGGGCAAUAGGGAACUUCCUGCUUUGGUAUUUUGCCAUUAUAUCUGUCCUGAUGUUCUUGUCUCGGGCUUCUGUCUGGAUGUCUGAGACUAAAAAGGAUGAAGACGGUGGAACAAGUGCUUCAGUAAGUAAAGCAAGCAAAGAAAAUUCUUAUAAGCGACAAAACAAAGACGGUUCCUGGGCCUUUUCUCAAACAAUGAAAAAAACAAAACAGGGUCAACUUUCCCCAGUAAUGGACUCAGAAGUGGCCUUGGUCAAUGCCUAUCUAGAACAAAGACGAGCCAGGCGCCAGUCUCAACUCCAUCAGGUGAAUCAGACCCAACAUGACAGUGACACUACUGAGUGUGACAGUGAAGAAUCUAACUCAGGAGCCUCCUCAUGGAAGGAGAGUGAAAGUGAGCUGCAUCUAUCCCCAACCAUUGUUAAGAAGAGAAAAAUAGCUCAAAGGCAAGGAAAUCUGGGAAAUUACCAAAUCAGGGAAAGGCCCUGCCUCCACUGCAAAGCCAUGAGAACCAAUGAGUGGUUGACACGCCAUUUCCUACAGAACACUUCAGUAUCAGUCCCCAUGAAGGGAGAUACUCCAGAGGAAAAUGCUAUGCCUGACAUUAAUCCAAAAUUCAACAAAUUUUGAAUUUCAUCUUACCUUACUUGAAGCCAAGUGAAAGAGAUUAAUAAAAAUGAGAACUUACCAGAGCCCUAGGUGAGGAGACUUUUAUAAUAAAGUUUCUCUACUAUCAACAAAAACGUACUUGGAACCCAAGAGGUAAAAUUUCAGACAAUUCUUUUCUUUUUUUUUCUAAAAAAAAAAAGCCAGUGAAUUUGUUUCUGGCACCAUUGGAACACUGAAGAUCUGCAUUCACUGUGAUUUUU
Marmota monax (woodchuck) is the source of this 974-nucleotide messenger RNA. It is a transcript of the gene Ssmem1, whose product is annotated as serine rich single-pass membrane protein 1. NCBI's taxonomy places the organism in Eukaryota, Metazoa, Chordata, Mammalia, Rodentia, Sciuridae. The transcript has 3 exons. Bases 1 to 735 code for a protein of 244 amino acids. The record is from RefSeq and is a predicted model, not a curated record.